AUGGCGGCGACGGCACUCAUGGCAUCAAAGGCUGAAUCCUUUGUAGACAACAAACGGAAGGAGGAUGUCCGUUUCUCGAACAUCAACUCUGCUCGCGCCGUCUCAGACUCCGUUCGCACGAGUCUAGGGCCGAAGGGGAUGGACAAGAUGAUUUCGAGUGCGAGCGGCGAGGUCAUCAUCACCAACGAUGGAGCUACGAUCCUCAACAAGAUGGAGGUUUUGCAGCCGGCGGCGAAGAUGCUGGUCGAGCUCUCCAAAUCGCAGGACUCCGCCGCCGGAGAUGGGACCACCACCGUCGUCGUGUUAGCCGGUGCGCUUCUCAAGGAGUGUCAAACCCUUCUCACGGCCGGGAUCCACCCUAGUGUCAUCUCGGAUGCGCUUCACCAGACUUGUGCGAAGUCGGUUGAUAUCCUGACCGCCAUGGCUGUCCCUGUGGAGCUCACUGACCGAGAUUCGCUCGUCAAAUCCGCCAGCACGUCGCUUAACAGUAAGGUCGUUAGCCAGCACUCGGCGUUGCUUGCUCCUUUAGCUGUAGAUGCUGUACUUUCCGUUAUAGAUCCGGCAAAGCCAGACGUAGUGGAUUUGCGUGAUAUCAAGAUUGUGAAGAAGCUUGGUGGUACCGUGGAUGACACGCAUAAGGUGAAAGGUUUGGUUUUCGACAAGAAGGUGAGCCAUGCCGCUGGUGGACCGACUCGGAUGGAGAAUGCUAAGAUCGCUGUGAUUCAGUUCCACAUCUCACCCCCCAAGACUGACAUCGAGCAAAUUAUUGCUGUCAGUGAAUAUACUCAGAUGGAUAGGAUCUUGAAAGAAGAGAGGAAUUACUACAAGAGGAUGAUUGAAAAGAUCAAGGCAUCUGGUUGCAACGUUUUACUCAUCCAGAAGAGUAUUUUGAGGGAUGCUGUGACUGAUUUGUCUCUUUUCUAUUUGGCUAAAGCCAAAAUAAUGGUAAUCAAGGAUGUGGAGAGGGAUGAGAUUGAGUUCGUCACCAAGACAUUGAACUGCCUGCCAAUCGCCAAUAUCGAGCAUUUCAGAGCUGAGAAGCUUGGCCAUGCUGAUCUUGUUGAAGAAGCCUCUCUUGGAGAUGGAAAGAUUCUAAAGAUCACUGGAAUCAAAGACAUGGGGAGAACCAUCUCUGUGCUAGUCCGUGGGUCCAACCAGCUUGUUCUAGACGAAGCCGAGAGGAGUCUACACGAUGCAUUGUGUGUUGUCAGGUGCCUUGUGAGCAAGAGGUUCUUGAUUGCAGGAGGUGGCGCACCGGAGAUUGAGCUCUCGAGGCAGCUAGGUGAUUGGGCCAAGGUCCUCCACGGGAUGGAAGGUCACUGUGUCAAGUCUUUCGCUGAAGCUCUUGAGGUGAUUCCUUACACUCUGGCCGAGAACGCAGGGUUGAACCCUAUUGCCAUUGUGACUGAGCUCAGGAACAAGCAUGCGCAAGGGGAAAUCAACUCCGGGAUCAAUGUGAGAAAGGGUCAGAUCACUGAUAUCUUGGAGGAAAACGUGGUUCAGCCUCUGCUUGUGACUACCAGUGCCAUCACUCUCGCAACUGAAUGCGUAAGGAUGAUUUUGAAGAUUGAUGACAUCGUUACCGUGAGGUAG
Molecule: messenger RNA, 1593 nt
Organism: Thlaspi arvense
Lineage: Eukaryota; Viridiplantae; Streptophyta; Magnoliopsida; Brassicales; Brassicaceae
Source: the annotation of a GenBank genome assembly